UGACGUGCCCGACGUCACAUCACUGUGGGGCCGGACACUGACGUUACGGUGUCGACGUCAGAUGUUCAGAAAGCGAAAAUUAAUGAGUCAGAAACGGAGGAAGUGGCAGUCGAAGAGCAACAUUGCGAAGUUUUCAGGAAGAUGGAUCCAAAGGACGACAAGCGAAAGGCAUUAUGCAGCAGCCCUGUUAGUGUGAACAACCCACACCUGGAUGCACUGAAAGAUGACAUCCUCUACCACUUCAGUUUAGGAACCGGGACUCACAACCUUCCAGCUAUGUUUGGUGAUGUCAAAUUUGUGUGUGUCGGGGGCAGUCCCUGGAGAAUGAAAUCAUUCAUUGAGUACAUUGCUGCUGAGCUCAGUAUGGAAGACCCCAAAUCAGAGUACCCAAAUAUCUGCGCUGGAACAGACCGCUAUGCUAUGUACAAAAUCGGCCCGGUGCUCUCUGUCAGUCAUGGAAUGGGCAUCCCAUCUAUAGCCAUAAUGUUGCAUGAGCUAAUAAAGCUCCUCCAUCAUGCACAUUGCACAGACGUUACAAUUAUACGCAUUGGGACAUCGGGUGGAAUAGGGCUUGAGCCUGGCACUGUUGUUGUCACCAAGCAGUCUGUGGAUGCCACUUUCCUGCCCAAGUUUGAGCAGGUGAUCCUGGGGAAGACGGUGGUGCGCAAUACUGAUCUGGACCAAAGCCUGGCUGAGGAGCUGUUGCAGUGCAGCAAGGAGCUGAACCAGUUUGAGACAGUGAUAGGCAACACCAUGUGUACUUUGGAUUUCUACGAAGGACAAGCCCGUCUGGAUGGUGCUUUCUGCUCCUACACCGAGAAGGAUAAACAGGACUACCUCAAUAAAGCCAAUGAAGCAGGAGUCUGCAAUAUUGAAAUGGAGUCAUCCGUUUUUGCUGCCAUGUGCAAGCUGAGUGGUCUACGAGCGGCGGUGGUUUGUGUGACGUUACUGGAUCGGCUGAAGGGGGAUCAGCUGAGCAGCUCUCAUGCAGUUCUUCACGAUUACCAACAACGACCUCAGAUACUGGUUGGCUCCUACAUUAAGAAGCAGCUGAAGGCCAAAGCAGCGCGCAGAUAAGUGGAACAGUAAUUACACUCGUAUGCCAGCACUUAUGUUGAAACACUGAAAACAGAAUGCAAUGCAAUAACACAACUUUACAUUUUUUAUAAACAUUCUUUCCUGCUCACCAGUAACCAUAUGUCCAGAAAAAUGAUGCACUUCCUUCCAUUCAUCCGUGACACUUGUUUAGUUUAUUGAUAUCACCGUCAUAAUAAACCGGCUUGCACUAUUUCACUUUUGCUUCCUCAUGUAUUUUAAGAGUUAAAUGUUUUGUUGCAGCCUGUGGCCAUCAAAUAUGUCUUAUUUAAGGCUGCCUCUGUUAUAUACAACAUGUAACGUUCCUUAUCCACAAAACUUGAACUACUUCUUGACUUGUGGCAGGUUUAUGCUUCCAAAGGUGCUGUAACAAACUCACUCAUUCACACUGCAAGCCUUAGCACUCAAUUCAGGUUUAUUGCUCAGAUCUUUUUGCUUGGCUGUUCACAUUAUUUAAUAAUAUAAUAUUUAAAUGUGGUCCAUAUCAGAUUCCAGUGUGAACACGUGACGGUCCUGAACUGACCUAUAAGACAUCAUAUGAUGUCACACGCUUACCAAAAAAAA
Molecule: messenger RNA, 1659 nt
Organism: Morone saxatilis (striped sea-bass)
Lineage: Eukaryota; Metazoa; Chordata; Actinopteri; Moronidae
Gene: upp1
Product: uridine phosphorylase 1
Exons: 8
Coding region: 142-1077 (311 amino acids)
Biological process (GO): nucleotide catabolic process; uridine catabolic process
Cellular component (GO): cytosol; cytoplasm
Molecular function (GO): uridine phosphorylase activity
Source: RefSeq, a predicted model, not a curated record